Messenger RNA from Microthlaspi erraticum, 852 nucleotides. The record is from the annotation of a GenBank genome assembly. Lineage: Eukaryota; Viridiplantae; Streptophyta; Magnoliopsida; Brassicales; Brassicaceae.
AUGGGUAGGUCUCCUUGCUGCGAGAAAGACCACACGAACAAAGGAGCUUGGACCAAGGAAGAAGACGAUAAGCUCGUCUCUUACAUCAAAUCCCACGGCGAAGGCUGUUGGCGUUCCCUUCCUAGAUCCGCUGGUCUUCUCCGGUGCGGCAAAAGCUGCCGUCUCCGGUGGAUCAACUAUCUCCGACCUGAUCUCAAGAGAGGCAAUUUCACCCUCGACGAAGACGACCUUAUCAUCAAACUCCAUAGCCUCCUCGGUAACAAGUGGUCUCUUAUUGCGACGAGAUUGCCAGGAAGAACAGAUAACGAGAUUAAGAAUUACUGGAAUACACAUGUUAAGAGGAAGCUCUUAAGAAGAGGGAUUGAUCCCGCGACUCAUCGGCCGAUCAACGAGACUGGAACUCCUCGAGAUUCGUCGAAAGCUAGAGAAACAGAGGACUCUCUUGUGAAGAUUCUCUCUUUCGGUUCUCAGUUGGAGAAGAAAGAGAUUUGUGGGUUUAAUAGAAAUCCUCAAAAGGGACUGAUUUGCAAAAGAGAGAGAGCUGAGUACUCGGUUGUUGGAGAAAGAAGCUUAGAUUUGAAUCUUGAGCUUAGAAUCAGCCCGCCAUGGCAAAACCAGCAGCACCAUGACUAUGAGACAAAACUUCGGUCUGGAAGAGAGAAAUCUUUGUGCACUGCGUGUCGUUUUGGAUUGGGAAACGGCAAGGAGUGUAGCUGUGAUAAUGUGAAAUGUCAAACAGAGGACAGCACUAGUAGCAGCUAUACUUCAAGCGAUAUUAGUAGUAGCAUUGGUUAUGACUUCUUGGGUGUAAACACUCGGGUUUUGGAUUUUAGUAUUUUGGAAAUAAACUGA